Loxodonta africana (African savanna elephant) is the source of this 793-nucleotide messenger RNA. It is a transcript of the gene DKK2, whose product is annotated as dickkopf WNT signaling pathway inhibitor 2. Gene Ontology annotation, cellular component: extracellular region. Lineage: Eukaryota; Metazoa; Chordata; Mammalia; Proboscidea; Elephantidae. Bases 1 to 780 code for a protein of 259 amino acids. The transcript is spliced from 4 exons. The record is from RefSeq and is a predicted model, not a curated record. Gene Ontology annotation, biological process: multicellular organism development; negative regulation of canonical Wnt signaling pathway. Gene Ontology annotation, molecular function: co-receptor binding; receptor antagonist activity.
AUGGCCGCGCUGAUGCGGGGCAAGGACUCGUCCUGUUGCCUGCUCCUACUGGCCGCGGUGCUGAUGGUGGAGAGCUCACAGCUCGGCAGCUCGCGGGCCAAACUCAACUCCAUCAAGUCCUCUCUGGGCGGGGAGACGCCUGCCCAAGCGGCCAAUCGAUCUGCCGGCAUAUACCAAGGACUGGCUUUCGGCGGCAGUAAGAAGGGCAAAAACCUGGGGCAGGCCUACCCUUGUAGCAGUGAUAAGGAAUGUGAAGUUGGGAGAUACUGCCACAGUCCCCACCAAGGAUCGUCAGCCUGCAUGGUGUGCCGCAGGAAAAAGAAGCGCUGCCAUAGAGACGGCAUGUGUUGCCAUGGCACCCGCUGCAAUAACGGCAUCUGCAUUCCAGUCACUGAGAGCAUCUUAACUCCACAUAUCCCGGCUCUGGAUGGCGCUCGGCACAGAGAUAGAAAUCACGGUCAUUACUCAAACCAUGACUUGGGAUGGCAGAAUCUAGGAAGACCACACUCCAAGAUGUCACACAUAAAAGGGCAUGAAGGAGACCCCUGUCUGCGAUCAACAGACUGCAUUGAAGGGUUUUGCUGUGCCCGUCACUUCUGGACCAAAAUCUGCAAACCAGUGCUCCAUCAGGGGGAGGUCUGCACCAAACAGCGCAAGAAGGGUUCUCAUGGGCUGGAAAUUUUCCAGCGGUGUGACUGUGCAAAGGGCCUGUCUUGCAAAGUUUGGAAAGAUGCCACUUACUCCUCCAAAGCCAGACUCCACGUGUGUCAGAAAAUCUGAUCACCAAUGAGAA